Molecule: messenger RNA, 1599 nt
Organism: Humulus lupulus (European hop)
Lineage: Eukaryota; Viridiplantae; Streptophyta; Magnoliopsida; Rosales; Cannabaceae
Exons: 4
Coding region: 1-1599 (532 amino acids)
Source: RefSeq, a predicted model, not a curated record
AUGCUUCGUGAGGGAAAGUUAAUUGCUCAGGUGGAUUUGGAGGAAAUUGAAGUUGAAGCUUAUUUUUGGAGUUUAGCUUUGGUGUGUGUUGUUUUGGGUGCUAACCCCCCAUUUUCAGUGUUUGAAGGUUUCAUUAAGAGGUUAUGGGGCAAGCUGGGCAUUGAGAGGAUAGCUAGAAUGAAUGCGGGUUAUACAAUUGUCAAAUUUUGGGAUGAAGCCACGAGAGAUCUGGUAUUGGAGACUGGGGUUGUUCAUUUCGACAGGAAACCUAUCAUUCUACGCCCAUGGUCGACUGAUUUGGAUACUCUAAAACUAGUCAAAUCUGUGCCGGUUUGGAUUCGGUUGCCUGACCUUGGUUUGCAAUAUUGGGGAGUUAAAUGUUUGAGUGCUCUAGUCAGUACAAUUGGUAAGCCUAUAUUGAUUGAUAAAGUCACUAAAGACAGAUCUAUGGUGAAAUUUGCUAGGGUAUUAGUAGAUAUGGAAAUCUCUGAAAACUUUCCCAAAACAAUUAGUUUUCUCAAUGAGCGGGGCCAACUGAUGGACCAGAUAAUAGAGUAUGAAUGGCAGCCCACUCAAUGCUCCUGUUGCAAAGCUUUAGGCCAUUAUGUUGCCUUUUGCAAGAGGAAACAAGAAGGUGUUUGGCGAAAAAAAGAAGUGAUACAAGGGCCUGUAAACUCGGAUGAAACUCCAAUUGCUGCAGUAGAAACUCUUGAUAAGUCUGGAACAAAAGAGACUUCAAAUUCUGAUACUGUUAUUUCGGUUAAGAAAAAUGGUCCUGAUAUUGAGGAGGUUGUUACAAGAUCAAGCAGUGGAGGUAACAAAACUGGGAUUGACUUCUACCAACAUACUCAAUGGAGGGUAGGCAUAGGAGCUUUUCUUGAAACUAAGCUUCGAGGUAAUAAAGUUGAGGAGUUUAUGAUGAGUGUUUUUCGUGGUUGGGAGUACUAUACCAGCUCGGUCUGUGAGGGUAGAUUGUUGCUGGUUUGGCAUCCUGGGUUUGUUUCUAUAAAUAUUCUUCAAAUCAAUCUUCAAUUUAUUCACAGCCAAGUGACUUUUAAGGAUAGCAGUCAGCCGUGGCUUAUGGCUGGUGACUUUAAUGCAGUGUUUGAUUAUGAUGAUCGAAUUGGAGGGCGUACUAUUACUGAGUUUGAAAUGACUGAUGCUCAACAGUGGAGAGCUCUUGGUUUGGCGGAUGAGAUGCGAUCCAUUGGUUCUCGCUACACUUGGACUAAUAAUCAGGAGGCUGGGGCCAGAAUAUUUUCUAAAGUGGACAGGGUGUUUAAGAAUGAAGCUUGGAUGGACAUGUUUCCUAAUUCUGAAGCUUUAACUAAUUGGGAUUCAAUUUCUGAUCACUGGUAUUGUCUUAUUAAAUCUGCUGCUACUGAGUUGUUGGGAGUGAAACCUUUCAGAUUUUAUAACAUGUGGACCGAGCAUAAGGAUUUCCGAAGUGUAGUGUUGAGCAGCUGGUACAAACCUUUACAUGCUCCAGGAUUGUUCUGUAUUAAGAGGAAACUAGAUAGACUUAAGCAUGUGUUACGUAAGUUCAAUAAAGAGGCGAUUGGAGAUGUGACGAUUAAUUUCUCAGCUGCUAAAGAUUAG